CCACCGCAAAUCGAAUCUCCAGCACCGGGAAAAGCCUCAGCGCUCAGCCCUAUUUUAGUGCUGAUUGCAUCCAGAGACCAGCCCUCUGCUGGCGCCCCUAUUGGCUUCUGCAUGAUUGCAUUCAAGGAAUAAGUAGACCCCAGGCCCGAUGGCCCCCCUGUUAAACAGUGCAAUGGACCGACACCGGCCCUGAAAGGCUUGAAGGGCAACGUCACCUUCCCUGAGGCCCCCCUCUUUCUCCCAGGCAGAAACAAUCCGGUCUCUCUGGAGUCCGGACAGAAGAAGACGCUCCUGCGCACAAGAACACGCUGCCCGCCCAUGCAGUUCCGACCUGCACCUUCAACAAGAUGCUGGCGUGGUCAGAGCCCAAGCUGCUGCUAUCGCAGAGGAUGAAUCUCCUGACGACGACGCUGCUGAACCCCCGCAACUUCCGACUAGUCAUCGCCGCUCUGGCAACGACCUGCAUUCUCUCCGUCCUGCUCUUCUUCCCCCCAGGGUCCCAGACCCCCACCACUGCCCUAGACAUCGGACAAGCGUCGACAGCGUCAGCAGACCACCAAACCAGCACCGUCAACUUGACCUCGACCUCGACCACGACCACUGUCGACCUCACGCCAGCCGAAGCCGACCUCCUCACCGACCUCACGCAGUACUUCACCGACCACCCGAUCCAGAAGCCCUACAAGGAGAAAUACGGCGAGCUGGGCCGCCGCCUGCGCGUCGUGCGGGGCUGGUUGACCCUGUCGCAGACGAGCGGCAGCCCGACCACGCGCGCCCUCUACGCCGACGCCGUCGAACAAGUGGCCCGCACGCAGUUCCCCUUCCUCACCCACCCCGACAACCCUCUGAUUGAACCGAUCGCCCACCUCCGCGCGAGCUUCGAGCCCCAGAGCGCGGGGAUCGUCAUCCCGACCAGCGACAAGACCGUGCGGUACGCGGCGCACCUGAUCGGCGCACUCCGCUCGGUGCUGCACUCGACCCUCCCGAUCCAAGUGGUCUACGCGGGCGACAGCGACCUGUCUGCAGCGCACCGGGACCUCCUUGCGACGCUGGCCGGCCCCGCGGGCCCAGCCAUCGAAUUCCUCGACAUUUUGACGGUCUUCGACGACGCGACCCUCCAACUCCGCACAGGCGGAUGGGCGAUCAAGGCGUUUGCGGCGCUGGCCUCGCGGUUCGAGACGGUGAUCCUGGCGGACGCGGACGCGGUGUUCCUGCAGCGGCCGGAGGUGCUGCUGGGGCACGAGGCCGUGCGGCAACGUGGGGCGCUGCUGUUCCACGACCGGCUGCUGUGGCCGCACGCCUUCGAGGGGCGGCAUCAGUGGUGGCACGACCAGAUCCGGCGGCCGAGCGGCACGUUGAACGCCUCGCGUGUGUGGACGGAGGCGUACGCCGAGGAAGGCGAUUCCGGGCUCGUCGUGCUGAACAAGGGGCGCGCGGAUGUCUUGGUGGCCUUGCUGCAUAUCUGCUGGCAGAACUCGUACGAGGUGCGCGAGGAGACCACGUAUAAGAUUACCUAUGGCGAUAAGGAGAGUUGGUGGUUUGGCUUGGAGUUGGCGGGCGCGGAGUAUGCGUUUUCGCCGCAUUAUGGGGGUAUUGUCGGGUGGGAGAGGGAGGAGGAGGUGGAUGAGCUGGGGGUGGUGGUGCAGGGGAGUGGCGGUGGCGGAGUGUGCAGUUUUGUGAUCGCCCAUGUCGAUGCGAAGGAUCGCUUGCUGUGGUAUAAUGGGAGUCUGUUGAAGAACAAGGGCCAGCCGGGCAUGGAGAAUGAGUACCAGGUGCCAGACAAGUGGAUGAUCGAUGCGGACUGGAUCAAGGGGGCGCGAAAGCAGGAUCAGAGCUGUAUGGUGAAUGGGGUCGUCAGGGACUUGACGGAUGAGGAGAAGGGGAUCUUGGAGAGGUCGAUAGAGUUGGCCAAGUCGGUGGAUGGGUUGGUGCAGUCGGUGCAGUCGGUGCAGCCGGUAUGAGGUAUGAGAUACCCGGGUUGCUUGCUGGGGAGCCAUGCAGUCAUCGAGCGUUCUGUCCGAACGGAUGGACGAUACAUACAUUAUUCGCAUUUGCUUGUACAUAUAGAUGAUCCAGAUGAUAUCCAAUAC
Aspergillus uvarum CBS 121591 is the source of this 2090-nucleotide messenger RNA. RefSeq lists its product as uncharacterized. Gene Ontology annotation, molecular function: alpha-1,3-mannosyltransferase activity. The record is from RefSeq and is a predicted model, not a curated record. Bases 348 to 1961 code for a protein of 537 amino acids. The transcript has a single exon. Gene Ontology annotation, cellular component: Golgi apparatus. Gene Ontology annotation, biological process: protein O-linked glycosylation. NCBI's taxonomy places the organism in Eukaryota, Fungi, Ascomycota, Eurotiomycetes, Eurotiales, Aspergillaceae.